Podospora pseudopauciseta is the source of this 1836-nucleotide messenger RNA. RefSeq lists its product as uncharacterized. Bases 1 to 1836 code for a protein of 611 amino acids. The transcript has a single exon. The record is from RefSeq and is a predicted model, not a curated record. Lineage: Eukaryota; Fungi; Ascomycota; Sordariomycetes; Sordariales; Podosporaceae.
AUGUGUACCUACGACUACACGCCAUACACCGGCUGCAAGCAAGAUGAGCAGCAUUUCUACAUCCAGUGGAUGAAGUGCAGCAAGGCCAUCGAGACGGGUGGCAAGUACUGCCCACCGGAGUUGUCUGUCGAGGUCGACGCUAUCCGCAAGCUGUCCGGCAACGUUCUCUCAUGUCCUGUCCACGGCCCCAUCGCCAUUGAACAACACGAGUUUGAAUUUGUCGUCGCCAAGGUCCCAGUCGAGCAACCCCAUGACCAGCCCGCUCGCCGGGGAAGGUCUCGCACAGCUUCACGACGAGGGACAAGUGUGAGCCGGUCCAACAGAACACCCAAGACCGACACAUUCGGAAGGGACUUUGAGGAGCUUCCAGAGAAGAAAAGACGGGAGUCAAGGGCUGUUUCACCAACGGAAUCUGUCAACUCGGAGUCUUCUGGUACCAUUCCAGCUCGACCCAGGACAUCGGAUGGACUCAAGAAGGCGGAUAGGAGUGGAAGUCAGGAUAGGCGGAGGAGCUCCGUGGCUCACUCACACCGGCGUGUAAGCUCAGCAGACCUCAACUUGAUGCCUCGUCGUGCGUCCACCCUGCGCCAAAGCGGUGACAGGCAGUUGCCACCACCGGCUGAGAUUCCCGAGCAUGCGGAAGCACAGGAGGAGGAACCACGUGGUCGUCAGCCACGACCCAAGACCACAGUACAUAUUCCUGCUAGGACUGGCAUGAUCGGCUUGCCCUCCAGUCCAGACAUGAACAAGAGAUCCCCCGUGAGCCGUGCCAAGAGUGAAGGCAGGCCAACACCGCCUGAUACACUCACGGCAAGAAUUGACACAGCAUUAUCACCCAACACAGCGCUGGGCUCAAGCGACAGUUCCCCUGAGCAUCCAUCCGAACCUCUUCCAUUUGGCCCAAGGCGAUCCAGCGUCAGGAGGACCACCACCCGCAGCAUCCGCAAAUCCACAGACGAAGGCCCUAUGGGUCGCAUCGACGAGCACGUUGCCUCAGGAGAGGACGAAGACCAGCUCCAAGCCAGCGGCCUUCACAUCACGACCUCAAACAUCACCCGCUCAGGAACAAACCGCACCACCCGAUCAUCCAGGGUCGGCAUCUCCCCCGAAUCCGAAUCUGACUUCCGAUUCCCACCACCUCCCAGCCGCAGCAAUAACUCCUCCCCCAUCUCCCGCCGCGGCAGCGAGACCCGCCCUCCCAUGCCCGCCAGCCCCCUCUCCCCUGUCUUUCCCCGCUACAACAGCUACACCAGCAACGACGAUGCCUCCUCCCUCCGAAGCAACCAAAGCAAAACCUCCCGCCGCUUCGAAGACCAAGUCGCCGAAGGCAGAAAAUGGGCCGCCGCAAGAGAGCAACACAUGUCCAUCCUGGCCAACCACUCCGAGCCUAACCUCCCGCUCGCUGGUGUCCAAAGCAGAAGGGAAUCAGCCGACAGCGGGUACCGCAGCGGCCACCAGGGACAGCUGCCCAUCCCACCUAAUUCCCCUCCACCAAGGCAGACAACCCCCAACCCCAUCCAGCAAGAACCGAAGAGACGGACGUUGCAGAAACAGAACGGCCAAGCGCCCUAUCAGACUGAUCUUGGGUUGCCAUCGCCCAACACGUUGUCUCAGCGGAGACCGGCGCCGUUGCAGUUGGGAAAUGUGCCGCCCUGUGCGCUGCCUGUGUCGCUUUACUCGCCUUCGCCUCUUGGUCAGAGUGGUGGGACUUCGAGCGGGGAGGUUAGCCCGGGGAAUGUGAAGGGGAAGGUGCCGCUUCUGCAGAGGAUGGGGUUGAAGAAGAAGAUUAGUGGGUUGUGGGAGAAGGGGGGGAAUCAGAGGGCUGUCGAAGCUUGA